AUGAAAGGAAUAUAUGAUUACUCUGACAAAGAAUGUUCAGAAAAUGGUGAAAAUAAAUCUAAUAAUAAUGAUGAAAAAAAUAAAAUAAUUAGAAAAUAUAUGAGCAUAGUAGAAGACGGAAUGAAAAAUGACUCUGAAAAUGUAUUCGAUAAUUAUGAAUUAAAUAGCAAUGAUUCUAUAAAUCAAACUGGGGGAAGCAAUUACCCAGAUAGUAAUGAUGAUAUUAUAUUAUCUGAUGAUGAUAUAAAAAAUUCAAUACUAGGAAAUAGCGAUUGGGAAACUAGAACUUAUGAUAACAAUUGUGAUAAUGUCCAUAAUAAUAGUGAUAUAGAUAAACUAAAUGAAAGUAGUAUAAUAAAUAAAUCUUUAUCAGAUAAAGACACUAAUAAUAUUGAUCAAAUCGAUAAAAGCGAUAGAAAUGAUAUUUGUUCAGAUUCAGAGAUGAUAAAUGAUAUUAUAUUAGAAAAGGAUGGAAAUAAUGAAAAAAACAAAGAAGAUAUUAGUUUGUCAGAGUAUAUCAGCACCCAAACAAAUGAGGAGGAAAGUAUUCAAGGAACAAAAGAAACAAUAAAUAAAACAAAUGACUUACAAUUGGAUAUAGACAAUUUAAUGGAAUUUAAUAAUGAAAGUACUAAUUUCCAAUCAUGCAUUAAAGAAAGUGUCUAUAAUCUAGAAUCGAUAGAAGAUAAUGAAAAAAAAAACUCAUGCUUUUUCAUGGAAAUUAAAGACCUGAAUGAAUGGAAAGAAAAACACAGAUAUUUAACAUCUUCAUUUCGAAGAAUGGAAAAAAAAUUAAAUAAAAUAAUAAACAGUGAAAACAUUAAUUUAGGAACAAGAAGAAGUCUUAAGCAACAUAAAGAUUUUUUAGAUAACGAAUAUAAAGAGUGGCUAUGCGUUUUACAAAAAAUCGUCUCUGAGUAUAAAAAGAAUAUUGGAGCUCAAGUCUCGGAAUUAAAUGAAAAAGAAUACUUUAUUUUAUCCAAAAAUAUUUAUGAAGACUUUAAGGGAAACCACCUAGAAGAACUUAACAUAAGCAAUGUCCUAUUUUUGCUUAUAACAAAGCACCAAAUACAAAUCGAUGAUGAUAUAGUGGAUUAUUUGGAACAAUGUUAUGAAACAAUAAAUAAAGAUAAAACAUUAAAUAAUAUUAUACAAAAAGUUAAUGAAAUAAAUAAAAAUAUUGAAGAUAUAGGAGGGGAAACAGGAUCAUGGGAUAGCGAUCAAAAUAACUACUUUAUGGAAGUUUAUGAAAAUAAUAUACAUUUAGGGGAUGAAAUAAUAUGCGGUAUAUUGAAAAAUGGAUUAAACAAAAAUGAGAAUGAAAUCCUUGAGCACAUAGAGUGGUAUAGAAAAUUUGUCUCACGUAAUACCCUAAGGAAUAAAUGGCUAAAUAGCAUAAACAUUAUUAAUACAAACGACCAAAAGAAAAGCAAUUUGAAAAUUCAAGAAAAAAAACAGAUGAUACAAUUGUGGAAAGAUAAAAAAAAACAUGAGUCGGAAAUUAAAAAUAAGGAGGUCCAGCAAAUGAAGAAAGAUGAAUUGAAAAUUCAAAGAAAAAUACGAGACGAUAUUAAGAAGAAAAAGGAGUUAUUACAAAAUGAACUAAACAAAAAAAAGGAGGACAUGAAAAAAAAUAAAAUAGAAAAAAGACAAAAAAGUAUCUUAUCCGAAGAAAUGUUGCAAAGGAUAAACGAAAGAAAUGAACGAAUUUUACAAAAAAAAGUUCAGUCCAAUGUAAACCUUAACGAUGACAAUAAUGAAAAAAACAAAAAACAGUCUAAUCAGAAAUAUAUGCACGUACAAAGUAAAUUGCUAAGCAAUACAGGUACAGUUAAUUAA
Messenger RNA from Plasmodium yoelii, 1839 nucleotides. Its product is annotated as conserved Plasmodium protein, unknown function. The record is from RefSeq and is a predicted model, not a curated record. Bases 1 to 1839 code for a protein of 612 amino acids. The transcript has 17 exons. Lineage: Eukaryota; Apicomplexa; Aconoidasida; Haemosporida; Plasmodiidae.